AUGGCACAAAGAUGGCACCAGUACAUGGCAACCACUAUAGACCACUCUCAGCGACGCUUCAGUGGCAUGUGCCAUUCUCUUGCACUGCGGCUGCCUCAAGGCAUGCACAGGAAGGUGCAAAUGCAAACGGCGCCGGUGUCCGAUGUACGGCCCUUUGCAAAUGCGAAGAAAAGGAAAGGACCCCCCUCAGCCGCCACUACAGGCAUCCUGAAAUAUUUUGCAACGGCGCCUGGCCCAUCCCAGGCUGGCCCAGGUCCUUCCCAAAACGUUGAUCAUGAUGCAGUCGGAGAUGAGAAUGAGUUGCCUCAACCAUGCAGCCCUGCCCCUGAUGUUCCUGAUACUGACCAAGCUUCCGCAGCCUCUGAGACAGUUGCAAUUGGGACAUUGCGGCCAACAACUAGUUCUGCAUGCAACACUCCUAUUCCCGCAAGUCUGGCAAGUCAGGAUUACAGUGACAUGGGCCUACUACACUACCUGGGGAAGUCCUUAACAGAUGAGGAGCGGUUCAAGAUCCUGAACUCAGCUUGGACGCCACCACCCACCUUCGCCUUUCCCACCCACAUGGAGCAUGGCAAGACCCGAAAGUUCCAAAUUCAGUGGCUCUUCUCAUUCCCCUGGCUGGUUUAUUCCAGAUCAUCUGAUGGAGGUGUAUGCAAAUACUGUGCUCUAUUUAGCAACACGCAGGCAACACUGGUGACUCGCCCUCUGACCACCUGCAACAAAACUCCGGAGAAGUUGAAGGCUCAUAGCCAGAGCAGCAACCAUCAGGCAUCCGUCACAAAGGCAUCCUGCUUCGUGGAGAUCAUGAAAGGCCAGCAGAAGAAUGUGCAGGAGCAGUUGAGUAAAGGCCUUGCUAACCGGAUUGCUGAGAACCGCCAGAAGAUGAGGAGCAUAGUGGAAACUGUCAUCCUGUGUGGGCGCCAAAACCUGCCUCUCCGUGGAAAUCAUGAAGGUCAUGAAGAUGAUCGCAGCAAUUUCAGAGCCCUCUUGAACUUCAGGAUAAGUUCUGGGGAUAAGGUUUUGGAAGAACAUCUCAAAACAACAGGCCCCAAGAAUGCCACAUACACAUCGAGCAGAAUUCAAAAUGAGGUCAUAGACACCAUUGCUGACUAUAUCCGCCAGAAGAUUUUCAGCCAGGUAAAGAACAGCCCCUUCUUCUUAAUCAUCGCGGAUGAGGUCACCGACGUUUCUAACAAGGAGCAGCUAGCAUUUGUUUUGAGAUAUGUGGAUUCUGCUGAGACUCCUCAAGAACGACUUGUGGAUUUUGUGGAGUGCUCUGAAGGCAUCACGGGAGCAGUGCUGGCCAAGACCAUGAUCACCAGGGUGGCUUCGUAUGGUCUGGAUCCUUCCCUUAUCCGCGGCCAAGGGUAUGACGGUGCAGGCAAUAUGUCCGGCCACACCAAUGGGGCAGCUGCCCUCAUCCAGAAGGACCAUCCGAAAGCUCUCUAUUUCCACUGUGCGGCACACCAAUUGAAUCUCUGCGUUGCCAAAUCGACAGAGAGUACAUAUGUGAGGAACAUGAUAGGGACGAUUGAGAAGAUCGGGUGUUUCUUCGACAAUCAUCCCAAACGCCAGUAUGCCUUAGACAAAGCAAUUGCAGAGGUCGCUCCCAACUCCAGUCACAAGAAGCUGAAAGACCUGUGUAGAACCAGGUGGGUGGCACGGCUGGACGCCUUCGAGGUCUUCAUUGAGCUUCUGUCCUCGGUCGCACACUGCUUCGAGACCAUCACCGAGCAGGGGCUGACGAAGUGGUCAAGGGAUUCUCUCACCGAUUCAUCUCAGUUUCUUCUAGCCAUCACCCAGCCUUCAUUCAUCAUCAGCCUCAUCAUGACAUCAAGUACCCUGUCCUACAUCCGUGGAAUUACCAUUGGUCUCCAGGCCAAGGCCCUCGACAUCGUUCGGGCAUCUGUAGAGGUCCAGACAGUAGUGACCGCACUAAAGAAUGUCAGGGACAGGAUCGACACGUACCAUGACAAAUGGUUUGCAGCAGCUUCCGACAUAUGCUCAGCUGUUGGCACUGAGCCAGCCCUGCCCCGCCGAUGUGGUUGGCAACGACACCGGGAGAAUACUCCGGCUGACACUCCAAGUGAUUUUUUCAAAAGGGCGGUAACUAUCCCCCUUUUGGAUCACAUCAUCAAUGAGAUGCAGUCUCGGUUCACAGAGCUGCACUGCACUGCCCUGAAAGGAAUCGCCCUCGUUCCAUCAGCCCUUGUUGCCUUGCCUGCUUCCCAGGGCAACCUGGAUGACUUCAUAGACACAUACCGGGCUGACCUGCCGUCUCCUAUGACGGUUGCCGCAGAGGUGGAGUGCUGGCAACAGAAAUGGCUGCUGCACCACAGCAAAGACGACUUGCCCGAGACCAUCACAGAUGCCUUGCGCCACAGUGGGAUGUAUCCCAACAUCGAGAUGCUGCUACGCAUCCUCUGUAGCCUACCCGUCACCAGCUGCACUGCUGAGCGCGCGUUCAGUGGCCUCAAACGUCUCAAGACUUAUCUUCGCUCUAGCAUGGGCACGGUGAGAAUGACGGGACUGGCCCUGAUGCUGGUUCACCAUGACAUCGACAUUGACGUCGAGGAGGUCAUCAACAUGUUCGCAAGGCGCCACCCAAGACGCAUGCGAAUGGUCAAUGUGUUGGAUGACUAG
Priapulus caudatus is the source of this 2643-nucleotide messenger RNA. Its product is annotated as 52 kDa repressor of the inhibitor of the protein kinase-like. Gene Ontology annotation, molecular function: protein dimerization activity. NCBI's taxonomy places the organism in Eukaryota, Metazoa, Priapulida, Priapulimorpha, Priapulimorphida, Priapulidae. The record is from RefSeq and is a predicted model, not a curated record. Bases 1 to 2643 code for a protein of 880 amino acids. The transcript has 8 exons.